Molecule: messenger RNA, 565 nt
Organism: Manacus vitellinus (golden-collared manakin)
Lineage: Eukaryota; Metazoa; Chordata; Aves; Passeriformes; Pipridae
Gene: BEAN1
Product: brain expressed associated with NEDD4 1
Exons: 4
Coding region: 1-516 (171 amino acids)
Source: RefSeq, a predicted model, not a curated record
AUGGCCAUGACAGGAAUUUUUGUGUCUAAUGGACACAUUUCCUACAAUCAGUUUGUCCACUUGGAGCUAGGAAUAGCUAUUUUUGGCUUUUCCAGAAACAUUUAUCCAGCUCCAGAUGGCUUCUCCCAUGGUGGCUCUUCUGGAGAGCUGAGAUCCUCCUGCACCGAGGAGUUCCCCCAGGCUUGUGACUUUGGUUCCUACCUGGACAUACUUUCUCAGGUCAACAUCAUGUACCCUGACCCACCUCCACGCUAUGAUGAAUGUGUGGGGCCAGGAGCAACACAAAUAUAUAUUCCCACAGAUGAUCCCCCCCCAUAUUCUCUCAUGGACCCUUGUCAAAGAAAUGAAAUAUCUAUAAAUAUCUAUAUUAGCCAGGAAGAGGAGGCAGCAUCUGGGACUACAGGACAGGCUGCAAAUUCUGCAGUCAGGCUGCAGGACUUGCAGCAGCCCAUUCCAUCCAUCUCUGUCAUCUCUCACCCUGGAGGCUAUGCCCCUGUUCAAGACAGUGGGGUGUGAACAGAAUAUCCCCAUCCCACACGUUCCAACAGAAGUACAGAGCAGUUCU